Emys orbicularis (European pond turtle) is the source of this 375-nucleotide messenger RNA. It is a transcript of the gene PSCA, whose product is annotated as prostate stem cell antigen. NCBI's taxonomy places the organism in Eukaryota, Metazoa, Chordata, Testudines, Emydidae. The record is from RefSeq and is a predicted model, not a curated record. Gene Ontology annotation, cellular component: plasma membrane. The transcript has 3 exons. The coding region runs from base 1 to 375 and encodes 124 amino acids.
AUGAAGGCUUUUCUGGUCAUCCUGCUGGCUGCCGUCCUGUGCACAGAGCCAGGUGGUUCUUUGAGAUGUUACACAUGCACGGCGCAGCUCAGCAACUCCAACUGUCAGACGGCGGUGAUGUGUGCCAACAACUCACAAGCAUGCAAGACGAAUGUGAUCAACGUCGUGGGCCUUUUCAGUGUCAUCAACAAGGAGUGCUCUGCGUCGUGCGAGUCGAGCUUCCAGGACUUCACCGUGGGAAAGCAGAACGUUUCCUGCUGCAGUACCGACCUCUGCAACCGCAGCGGGGCGGGCAGCGUGGGCAGCAGCUACGCCACCAUGGCAGCAGGGCUUACCGCCAGCAUCCUUUGCGUCCUUCUGAGGAACGGGCUGUGA